ACAAUUGCUACCAUAAGUGGCUACUCACCAUCACCACCAUCUCCACCACCAUCACCACCAUCUCCACCAUCACCACCAUCACCACCAUCUCCACCAUCUCCACCACCAUCACCACCAUCACCACCAUCUCCACCAUCUCCACCACCAUCACCACCAUCACCACCAUCACCACCAUCUCCACCAUCACCACCACCACCACCACCACCACCACCAUCUCCACCAUCACCACCCAUACCACCAUCACCACCAUCACCACCAUCUCCACCAUCUCCACCAUCACCACCAUCACCACCAUCUCCACCAUCUCCACCAUCUCCACCAUCACCACCAUCUCCACCAUCACCACCAUCACCACCAUCUCCACCAUCACCACCAUCACCACCAUCACCACCAUCUCCACCAUCACCACCAUCUCCACCACCAUCACCACCAUCUCCACCAUCACCACCAUCACCACCAUCUCCACCAUCACCACCAUCUCCACCAUCUCCACCAUCACCAUCAUCUCCACCACCAUCACCACCACCAUCACCACCAUCACCACCAUCACCACCAUCUCCACCACCACCACCAUCACCACCAUCACCACCAUCUCCACCAUCACCACCAUCUCCACCACCAUCACCACCAUCUCCACCAUCACCACCAUCUCCACCAUCUCCACCAUCACCACCAUCUCCACCAUCUCCACCAUCACCACCAUCUCCACCACCAUCACCACCACCAUCACCACCAUCACCACCAUCUCCACCAUCACCACCAUCUCCACCACCAUCACCACCAUCUCCACCAUCACCACCAUCACCACCAUCUCCACCAUCACCACCAUCUCCACCAUCUCCACCAUCACCACCAUCUCCACCACCAUCACCACCACCAUCACCACCAUCACCACCAUCUCCACCAUCACCACCAUCACCACCAUCACCACCAUCUCCACCAUCACCACCAUCACCACCAUCACCACCAUCUCCACCAUCACCACCAUCACCACCAUCUCCACCAUCUCCACCAUCACCACCAUCACCACCAUCUCCACCAUCACCACCAUCACCACCAUCUCCACCACCGUCACCACCAUCACUACCAUCACCACCAUCUCCACCAUCACCACCACCACCACCAUCACCACCAUCUCCACCAUCACCACCAUCACCACCAUCUCCACCAUCACCACCAUCACCACCAUCACCACCAUCUCCACCAUCACCACCAUCACCACCAUCUCCACCAUCUCCACCAUCUCCACCACCAUCACCACCACCACCACCAUCACCACCAUCUCCACCAUCACCACCACCACCACCACCACCACCAUCACCACCAUCUCCACCAUCACCACCAUCACCACCAUCACCACCAUCUCCACCACCAUCACCACCACCACCACCAUCACCACCAUCUCCACCAUCACCACCACCACCACCACCAUCACCACCAUCUCCACCAUCACCACCAUCACCACCAUCACCACCAUCUCCACCAUCACCACCAUGACCACCAUCUCCACCAUCACCACCAUCACCACCAUCU
Pongo pygmaeus (Bornean orangutan) is the source of this 1533-nucleotide messenger RNA. Its product is annotated as basic proline-rich protein-like. The transcript is spliced from 3 exons. The annotation marks the transcript as partial. The record is from RefSeq and is a predicted model, not a curated record. Lineage: Eukaryota; Metazoa; Chordata; Mammalia; Primates; Hominidae.